AUUCACCCAUCGGAAACACCCUUGGCCUUAAGCUAGGUAGAGCUGUUUGCUCCCCGCAGAGGAAGUUUUCACUAUGGCGGAGACUCAUAGUUUACAGGACCUCCAGCAACCAGCUGUCUCCUCCAAGGUGUUUAUCCAGAGGGACUACGGUUCAGGAACCAUCUGCAGGUUCCAGUCCAAGUUCCCCUCUGAGCUUGAGUCAAGGCUUGAUAAGCAGCAGUUUGAGGAGACCAUCCAGACUCUGAACAACCUGUAUGCUGAGGCAGAGAAACUUGGGGGGAAGUCAUACUUAGAGGGCUGCCUGGCUUGUCUAACUGCAUACACCAUCUUCAUCUGUAUGGAGACACACUAUGAGAAGGUGUUAAGGAAGAUUGCCAGGUACAUUAAGGACCAGAAUGAGAAGAUAUAUGCUCCAAGGGGUUUGCUGCUGACUGACCCCAUAGAGAGAGGACUCAGAGUAAUUGAAAUCACCAUCUUUGAAGACAGAAGUGUUGGCUCUGGAAGAUAAAGAACCUUGAUGAUGACCAGAUACUCCUCAUCUGUCUGGGAGCAAAUAUCCACAUAUACAGUAUGCUUCAUGCCAAUGAAUGUAUAUAAUAUUGAUUUUAUUUCUAUUCCUGUUAUUUAUAAGUACUCCACUGUCUACAUGCCCUUAUGUUUGUAAAUGUGUUUUUUGUUUAUACACGAGACAAAACAGUCCAGACUCCAAGUCUUUGUGCAGUGACAGUUUCUUUCUUAUUAUUUUUUGCAUUAUUGUUUCACGCUUCCAUUUUUACCAAUUGAUGUUAAUGAGUGUGUUGACUUGUGUACUGACAAAUGUCUAUCGUAGCCAUGUCAUAGCUCAACUGCACUAGAUCUGCCAUACCAUGUGAAGUGUCCUCCUUUGUGUAUUUCAAAUGUUACUAUCCCUUUCUCUCAAUUGCGCCACAGGAAUUUUAAACACUAUAACUUCCACAGACGAUUGCUGUAGUUGAAACAAGUCUACUUUUUUUUUACAGUUAUUUUUGUCCUUUGUCAAAAUAAAUUCUGAAAUCCUGA
This is a messenger RNA of Solea senegalensis (Senegalese sole), 1038 nucleotides long. RefSeq names its product golgin subfamily A member 7-like. The record is from RefSeq and is a predicted model, not a curated record. The transcript is spliced from 6 exons. Gene Ontology annotation, biological process: Golgi to plasma membrane protein transport; peptidyl-L-cysteine S-palmitoylation; protein targeting to membrane. Lineage: Eukaryota; Metazoa; Chordata; Actinopteri; Pleuronectiformes; Soleidae. The coding region runs from base 74 to 508 and encodes 144 amino acids. Gene Ontology annotation, cellular component: palmitoyltransferase complex; Golgi stack.